AUGUCAGAGUCUAAAAAAGCUAAACAUAGUACUGAAAAAAAUAUUGGUGGUCGUCCUUUAAAACCAAUUUGGAAUUUUUAUGAUAGAGGUAAAAUACUAGAUAAUUCAGGUCAUUAUGAAGCUAUUUGCAAAGCAUGUAGUCAGUCAUUUAUACCUGGAAAACCAGCACAAAUGGAAAAGCAUAUUAUUAGUGAUUGUGUAGAAGUUUCUGAAACAGUAAAAGAAGCAGUUAUAUAUAUUGUUGAAUCUCGAGAAAAAUCAUCAAGCAGUACUGGAUCUAAAUAUUCAAAUGAACAACUAAGUCUUGAUGAAUUUUUAGAAAGUACCGUUAUACCAGAUAAACGUAUUGAAUCAAUAAAUAGAGCACUUAUUAAAGCAUUUGUAUGUUGUGGCUUACCUUGGAGACUUAUUGAACAUCCAUUUUUUGUUGAAUUUUUAAAGCAACUUCGCCCUGCUUAUAAUCCACCUGGUAGAAAAUUUGUUGCAAAUAAUUUAUUAAUGAGUGAAAUAGUAAGAAUUGACACAUAUUUGUAUAAAUUAAUUAAAAAUGCAAAAAAUUUAACAAUAG
Molecule: messenger RNA, 568 nt
Organism: Dentiscutata erythropus
Lineage: Eukaryota; Fungi; Glomeromycota; Glomeromycetes; Diversisporales; Gigasporaceae
Source: the annotation of a GenBank genome assembly